CCAGGAAACUCGUGAUUUCAUUCGUAUUGAUAUUUAAAAGAAAAAAAUAUUGUUUAUGACCUAUCCAGCGGUGACAACUGCGUAUAUCUCUGUUUUGCUAGAUUUCUAAAAACAAAGUUAUUCUUUAGUUAAAUAUUGUCAAAAUGGAGUAUGAUAUGAAUGUCAGUCGAAUGACUCUGCAGAAUUAUUUGCAAGAAUGCAGAGACAUAUCAAACCCACUGCAAGUGGUUCAGCUUGGAAAAGAUGAUAAAGAUUGCUUGGAUAUUAUACCUGAUGCAUCUGCUGCUUUUCUUGGUCCUAACUUAUGGGAUGAAUCUAAGGUAGAUUACAUUGAUCUUGAUUCAUUUUUAGAGCCAUGUUCAGAUGAUAGACCAAUAUAUCAGAACAACUUGCAACAAAAUUUGAAAGAUCACAUGACACCAAACAUGACCUUGCCUACUCCUGACUCAUCUCAUCAAGGAUCUACUACUAGUGCAACCAUGAAAACUUCAUCCCUGCAAUCCAUGCAAGAUUUUUCGGAUGAAGAAGCUAGUAGCUCUGUUGAAGUUAAGUUUUCACCUUCUGAUUUGGCCUUAGCUACACCCCCUGGCCACAAGCACUACGAUCCAACUUCUGCUGUAUUUCCUGAAGACGAUUUGAAACCACAGCCUAUUGUUAAAAAGUCCCGAAAGAAUUUUGUUCCAGAUAAUUUGAAAGAUGAGAAGUAUUGGGCUCGGAGACAUAAGAACAAUAUUGCUGCAAAACGUUCACGUGAAGCACGACGUGUCAAGGAAAAUCAGAUUGUUCUGAGGGCUUCUUAUUUGGAGAAAGAAAAUACCUCAUUAAAAGAAGAUGUUAUGCGUCUUAAGGCUGAAAAUGAUAUGUUAAAAAACAAAUUGAAGAAGUUUCAGUCAUGAAGAUGACAAUUACCAUUGCAUGCCAUACAUAAGAGCAUUUUUUGUUUAAAUUCUGUUUCUAUAAAAGUGUUUACUGAAAAGCAUAUUAUUUAUGCUUUUCAAUUACUUUCAUUAUUUUAGAAAUGUAUAAAGUGCUAGAUAAAGCUGUUAUUUUUAACGCAUAGUUUUAUUAUUGAUUAAUUGUCAAAUUUUGUUAUACAUCUAAGUAGUUUAAUUAAAUUGUUUUGUUUGUUCAUUUUUCGAUAGUGAGUAAAUGUUAUCUUUUUGGUUUGUUAGCUUGCUGAUUAGUGCAAUUUUGGUUUAACAUCAGCAUUUAAAAUAUUGUUUCAUGUAGAUAUUUUUACAUUUUAUUUCACUGUUUUAUCUCAUUACAUAUUUUUAUUUUGGAAUCUUUUUCACCGUGAAUUAUGUUAUGUUUAAGUUUAUGUUACAAUUUGAACAAUUUAAUGUGAAGUAGCUAGUACCAAGGUGUGAUUUUUAUAAGAAGAGAAGAGUUGAGUGAUGUAGUUGAUAUCAUGAUUGGCACAGUAGGCCUAUGGUCUGUAGUGCCACUGAGUUAAGUUUAGUUGAUAUCAUAACUUGUCUUUCUCUUUUAUGGUGAGAUAUUUUUUAAAACAUUUAUACAGGUAUAAACUAAAAGAUAAAUCUGUUAUUGUUGUAAAUUUUGGCCAUUUUUUGAGAAGAAGAGUUAGUUUGAAAAAUAUGUAGCUUUCUUAGAAGUUUUAUGUUUAAAUAUUGAUUUAUUUUUUUAUGAUUACUAUGUAUUAUCCUCUUUUUACAGUGUGCAGUGGUGCUAUUAUUCUGACAUUAUACAAGAGAUCUAUUAUUUUAAAUAUUGAAUUUGUCACAAAAAAUAUGUGAUUUAGUUUUUUAAAGAGUUUUAUUAACAAUUGCUGUAUUGAAUAUAGUAACAAUGACAUAUCAAUAACUUGAAAUAUGUAUUUGUAUAUAUAUUUGAAGAUAUGUCAAAGUAGGUUUUGUAUAUAGCAGUAAAUGCAGUUAACUUUUGCCUUCUCCUUUCUUUAUCUCUUUGGUGCAUUGUCCUCUUCACUACUGGAAGAGGAUUAUAGUAAACAAAUAUUUUACAGUUUCAAAUUUUUAUUUUACUGUCAUAAGAUAAACAAAAUAUGAAUUGUACUGCCAGGGGCUACUAAUUUUAGUAACACAUACGUUGACCUCAGGUUUUAACUUUAAGUAAAAGAAUAUAAAUAUUUCAAAUGUUAAAUUGCACCUCUAUUGUAGGAACAGACAUGCAUAUUGUUAUAUUAUGGUAUGUUAUAUACAAUACAAUUCAUUUAAAUACAAGGAAUAAAUUUAAUGAUUAUUUAGAAAAAUAAAUGCAUUUUAAAAAAUACAAAGUUUUAUCUGAAUACUAUCUAAUACUACAUUAAUUCUCAGUAUCAAAACUAUUUUAAUUAUGCAAACCAUGCAAAAUAAAUUAUUGAAAAGAAUCUUAACAUUAAUUAUAAAAUAAAUAUUUUAUAAUCCUAAUCCUAAAAAAAAUUUUAUCGCCAAGAAAAAAAAGUUGAAAUUUUUGCAUGUUCCAAUAUAAAACUAAUAAUUAAAAUACAUAUAAAAGCAUUACUAAAUAGACAUAAAAUUGAAUACUCAUAAUACUGUGAGAUUUCAUUUGACUGCUAUGCUGUCAUUAUUUUCGCUAUACACAUAUGUGGACCUGCAUGUUCUUGACGGCAUUAUUUUUAAAUAUUAAGUAAAUUAAAAUUUUCAAGUUUCAUGCUGAUCACACAUUUACCAAGUUAAAAAAAAAAAAAUUUAGAAUAACUAAAUUAUACAAUAUUUAAAAUUAAGUUUUUGGGCUCAUUAGUGUAAGUGUCAUUUUUCGAAUAUCACUUCUGUUUAUGUUAAAUUCUAUCUAAAUGACUUGUAUGUUCUGCAUCUAUUAGAAACCCUUGAACGCUAAAUGUCCAAAAAUGUUUUAAGUGAGAGUAAACCAAUAAAUUUUUCUUUUGCCAUGUUUUUAGAAGCUAAGAAGUGAAAGUCCAUAUAUGUGGACUGAAGUAAUGAAGAGGCUUUUGAUUUUCUGUUACUUUCAUCUUAAACAUAGUAAGUGAAAAGUGAAAAAAUUUUCUGGAGGCAAUAUGCGUGUUCUGUUAAGUAAUGAGGUUGGUUAAGUUUAAAUUUUAUACCUUGAAAAUUUUUAGCCAGCGUUAAUUUUAUAAUAUUUUAUUAAGUUUUAAACCUGAAUUUGAUAGUGCUCUUAAAUCUGUGAAUAUUUUAUUUGGUUUUUUGUUGUAAAUAAGCUUAACAUAUACAAUCAAUGUGUUUAAAUUCAAAUUAAUAAGAUUUAUUUCAAUUGCAUGUUUUUUCAUGAUUUGAGGUAAAGAUAAAUUUAAAGUUAUGAAAUUUUUUAAAUAUGUUAUUGAUUUAUUACUCAAAAUUUAUAUUUUUUAUUAGAGUUAUUUUUUAUUUUAAAAAAAGAUUAAAGAUGAAAUAUUUUUAAGUUCAAAAUUAACCUAAAAAGGAAUGCAUGCAUAGUAAUUUUUGUUUUAACAUGUUGACAGUUUUACUUAAAAUUGCUAGUGUUACAUUUGAAGGCUUUUUACUUGGGCAUAUUGGUCUCAAUGAUCUGUUAAGAAAGUAUAGCAGUUGUCUGCUUUUUGAUAUUUAAGAUGAUAAAUCUUUUUUGUUACUAUUCUAAAUAAAUAAGUUUGUUUAUUGGAAGUUCGUGUUAGUAUAUUCGAAAAGUUUCAUUGUUUCUUAGGGUUAGCUUUUUNUUUUUUUUUUUUUUGAUUACUGUUAUGGUAUGUUGAUUUUCUUAUUUUAGUUUGACAAAAGAAUUUUUUUAGUGCAUUAUGUUUUCAAAUGUUAGAAUUGCGUGCUAGGUUUUAAAACCUAGAGUUUAAUUGUAUUAACUUUGCUUAAUUAUAGCAUUUGUUUUACUGACUAAAUAUUUUAAAAGCAGAUUUUAAUCUUUAAAAUCAUCUAAUUCUCCUUAUAAAUAUUUUGUAUGAAACAAGUUAGAGUUUUAACUAUGUUGAAAAGUAUUUUAAAGGUGUUGUACUCUAAUCUGUUGUACUAUUUGUUGUGUACUUUAAAUUUUAAUGUCGAUUUUGAUAUUUAGAUGAAAUGUUAGUCACCUAUUAUCGAACAUGUAGAUGAUAAAUCUUUUUUGUUAUUACUCUAAAUAAGUUUAUUACAUGUUCAUGUUAGUAUAUUCGAAAAGUUUCAAUGUUUCUUAGGGUUACCUUUUUUUUUUUAAACUACUGUUAUGGUAUGUUGAUUUUCAUAUUUUAGUUUGACAAUAGAAUUUUUGUAGUGCAUAAUGUUUUCAAAUGUUAGAAUUGCAUGCUAGUUUUUAAAACCUAGAUUUUAAUUGUAUAAACUUUGCUUAAUUAUAGCAUUUGUUUUACUGACUAAAUAUAUUUUAAAAGCAGAUUUUAAGCUUUAAAAUCAUCUAAGUCUCCUUAUAAAUAUUUUGUAUGAUACAAGUUAGAGUUUUAACUAUAUUGAAAAGUAUUUUAAAGGUGUUGUACUUUAAACUGUUGUCUCUGUUGUACUAUUUGUUGUGUACUCUAAAUUUUAAUGUUGAUUUUGAUAUUUGGAUGAAAUGUUUGUCACCUAUUAUCAAACGUGUUAAUUGUGGUAAAUUUCAUAAAUUUUGUGAUGUGUUAAAGAGUACAAAACAUCUGUUUUCUACUAUGCAAUUAAAAUUUUAAAAGUUUA
This is a messenger RNA of Parasteatoda tepidariorum (common house spider), 4580 nucleotides long. RefSeq names its product hepatic leukemia factor. Gene Ontology annotation, molecular function: RNA polymerase II cis-regulatory region sequence-specific DNA binding; DNA-binding transcription factor activity, RNA polymerase II-specific. Gene Ontology annotation, cellular component: nucleus. Gene Ontology annotation, biological process: regulation of transcription by RNA polymerase II. Lineage: Eukaryota; Metazoa; Arthropoda; Arachnida; Araneae; Theridiidae. The record is from RefSeq and is a predicted model, not a curated record.